AUGAUAGGAGAAAAUAAAAGUAAUAAUCAACAAGGCAGAUCAAAACUACCUAAUCAAGAACAUCCUGCAACAGCAAAUAAUUGGACAGCUAAAAGAAAAUAUAGUAUUAUUAUAGGAUAUCUAAGAGGAUCAGCAGCAUUAUGGUAUGAUAAUAUAUUAGCAACUAUUUAUUAUUGGAAUACAUACAGUGUUAGAUUUAACAAUCUUAAAAGAUUAGUUGAUCCAGGUGAUCAUUUACCAGACGAUUAUGAAAUUAGACUAUUUUUAAAUGGACUAAAAUCUAACAUUACAGCAAGAGUCAUAAUGGCAGAUUCUGGUAAUCUAAGAGCAACUAUUAAUAAAACCAGAACAACUGAAGCUGAAACAUAUUAUUGA
Funneliformis caledonium is the source of this 375-nucleotide messenger RNA. NCBI's taxonomy places the organism in Eukaryota, Fungi, Glomeromycota, Glomeromycetes, Glomerales, Glomeraceae. The record is from the annotation of a GenBank genome assembly.